Ostertagia ostertagi is the source of this 789-nucleotide messenger RNA. The record is from the annotation of a GenBank genome assembly. NCBI's taxonomy places the organism in Eukaryota, Metazoa, Nematoda, Chromadorea, Rhabditida, Trichostrongylidae.
AUGCCCAUCUGUCGUUACGAGAUUCUCGAUGGAGGACCAUCCGGACAGCCCAUUCAGUUCGCCACCAUCGGUCAACAGGUGUACCACAAGUGGACUUGUGAUUCCGAGACCACCGACACCUUCUGCGCCGUCGUCCACACCUGCACUGUUGAUGAUGGAAACGGUGAUACGAUCACAGUUGUUCUACCAGUGCCAGAUCAGUAUUUCAAUCAACGGUACCAACUCUUUGAAGAUAAAUAUCCAGACAUGGACCCCGGAAGUGAGUGCCCUCGUCCAUCGUGCGCUGAGCCCACUGGUUUCGGAGCCGUCAAGCAGGGAACCCCUAAAACUGAAGCAGUUGCUGCUGGUGCUGCUGCAGGACCAGCCGGAGCAGUGGAAGCAAGGGACGGAGCAGUGGAAGCUGCUGGAGCAGCUGGAGGAGCCGCAGGUGGAGCUGCCGGUGGUGCAGCUGGUGGAGCUGCAGGAGCCGUUGGGGCAACCAGAGGAGCUGCAGCUGGAAUUGCUGCCGGAGCUGCACAGUUGAGACUGCUAAGAAAGAGAGCAGUCAACAAUGAGGCAAUUCUGGAUGUUCGAGCUGAGAUCUCAGCAAUUGAGAUCACUGACAACGACUCGCUGCCAUCAGCACUUCGAGCCAUCGCACCAGCUGCGCUCGUCAGCAACGACCGCUUCGACUCCACCGUGUGCCUGUCUCCUCUCUCGUUCGCUGCUUUCAUCGGCCUGGGAAUCCUUCUGGCCACGGCUCUAUCAGCCUUCGUUUUCUACACUGCACGACCCCAUCACAAGUUCUAA